Messenger RNA from Diplodia corticola, 2028 nucleotides. Its product is annotated as subfamily b member. The transcript is spliced from 5 exons. Gene Ontology annotation, molecular function: protein-folding chaperone binding. Gene Ontology annotation, biological process: translational initiation. Gene Ontology annotation, cellular component: cytosol. The record is from RefSeq and is a predicted model, not a curated record. NCBI's taxonomy places the organism in Eukaryota, Fungi, Ascomycota, Dothideomycetes, Botryosphaeriales, Botryosphaeriaceae. The coding region runs from base 1 to 2028 and encodes 675 amino acids.
AUGGCGGCGUUCCAUGAGUCCAGUAAGGUUGUCGGCCACCUGAAGAGCGUUUGUGAUUUGGCUUGGAAGCAGUCGCAGACUUGCGACAGUGCGGGUCCGCGCUUCAAGGAAUUACGGGCCGAGCUCCGCGACUUGUUCUAUGGCCUUGUCAGCCUCGAGAAGGAGCUCGCCGAUUCGAAGGCGUUCCUCAAACGCUGCGACCACCAUACCGAAGUUGAACUUCAUGAGCUGCUCGAAGAAUGUGUUGAAGACCUCCGUGAAGUCGAGAGGUUUCUCGGUGGCCUCUCAUCGCAGAGACAUGCCUCUAUCAAGGCCUUGGACAGGGAGGUAUCAGAGCUGCGCGAGAAGCUAUGUGACCGCAGGAACUCUUUCCAGGAUUUCCAUGACCGGGCCACCACAGCGGCCUUGGAGAUCAUGAAGGCCCAACUCUACACACUGGUCGAGGACAUCCUCUCUAAACGAAGGCAGCCCUUCAUUCUUACCAAAAUUGUCGACUGGGACGCCCUUGCUGACGAACUUCAACAACCUGCCCUUGUGGGACGAGGCAUGCUAGAGUUCGACGAUGUAGAUGCCGACUCGGAUGAUGACGGGGUUAUCGAGCUCCCGGACUCUCCCACAGAUACAUUCCCGCCUCCCUCUACCGAUGGUUCUUUUAGUGAGGAGCCCCAGCGCCAGAAGAAGACUCGAUACCACCGACCUACGGUAGAGGACUACGUUGAAGGCGAAGACGACCCGUUCCCUUCGUCAACAACAAUUUCGCUGCCUUCUCGUAGCUCUGUCCCUCGGGUGGACCGGGAUUCGUUCUCAAUACCUGCCGAGCCUCAGGAAAACUCACAUGAACGAAGCCAAGAUGGCGCAACUAACUAUGAUCCGCUGGCUGGCGCGAAGCGAAAACAUCGGAGAGUUGACACGGAACUGCAGCUGAUGCAAGACGAAAAGAUGACCAUUCAAGACGAAAUUCGAAAACUGAAAGAGGAGGCAGAGAUGCUUGAAGAACAAAAGCGGACGUGGGAAGCCGAACAGAAAAGGCGAGAGGAGCUGCAGAAGUUCCGUGAGUUUUGCUCUGACUUCACCCAAGAGGAGGAGGAAGAGAUUCUGGCCGAAUGUUGGCGCCUCCCUCGCGAUAGCUUCGGGCAGGUGACUUAUUUUGCCAUGCCCAACGGCGCGUUAUACAGUGCUAGCACAGUGCAGCGCCGCAUCGAAGUUCGACCUACACCGGCCCUACACAACGCAUUCCGUCGUGAGCCUUCAUACGCGGGACAUGGUACUUCCUCUCCAGGUCGCAGAGAUUCCGCCAUAUUUGGAGGCUCGAAUGGUCAUUACCGAGGAAGCCCUGCACUCGAUCCCUACGUGCAUCCAAGGCCAGUAGAAGUUGAUGUUGGUGCCGAGAUUCCCGGAAGUCGGGCCGGAAGAUGGGAUUCAUAUAUUGCAGACAGCCCAAGGGAGAUGUCGCCAGUAUCAGGCGAACGGACGCCGACGCGCCCACAACCGCAUUCCCCUCUACCACCUCCUAGACCAGCGGAUGUCGUUCGGCAUCCAAUCGAAGUGUCGCUAGAGGAAGUGUUUAACGGUACACAACGUAGAGUCACUAUCGAAAGGGAGAUAUUUGACCAACGGACCGGUGGCACCAGGGCGGAACUAAAGGAACUUGCCGUCCCUAUUAAAAAGGGUCUUAGAGCUGGGAGCAAAAUCAAGUACUCAGGCGUGGGCAACCAGGGACCGGAUGGUGUGCCUCAAGACGUAUGGUUCAUUGUCAAAGACAUCCCACAUUCCCUAUUCCGGCGUGAUGGCUCGAAUUUGCAUACCACGAUAGAAAUAUCUCUGGCGGAGUCGAUUGUUGGAUGGCGCAAAGAAGUCAAGACGAUAUGCAAUCGGAUCCUCAAGGUCAAAGGCCCAAAAAACACGACAGGCAGGUGGACCAAAGUCUUCCAUGACUUUGGCCUACCGAGAUCGAGUGAUCCGUCGAGCAGAGGCGACCUCAUCGUUGAAGUUGACAUUCAAGGGCCGGAGCAUUCCGGAGUGGCCUGA